Messenger RNA from Artibeus jamaicensis (Jamaican fruit-eating bat), 8869 nucleotides. It is a transcript of the gene VCPIP1, whose product is annotated as valosin containing protein interacting protein 1. Gene Ontology annotation, biological process: Golgi reassembly; endoplasmic reticulum membrane fusion; protein K48-linked deubiquitination. The coding region runs from base 420 to 4088 and encodes 1222 amino acids. NCBI's taxonomy places the organism in Eukaryota, Metazoa, Chordata, Mammalia, Chiroptera, Phyllostomidae. Gene Ontology annotation, molecular function: cysteine-type deubiquitinase activity. The transcript is spliced from 3 exons. The record is from RefSeq and is a predicted model, not a curated record.
CUCCAGACCUCACGGUACAUGUAGUUCUUGCAGGACUUAAAAUCCUAGCAUUUGAUGGCCAAGAAAGAGGCUGGAAGACUCUAAUUCCCAGAGGGAAGAGCGGAAGCUGCGCCUGCGCAAUCUCACUGAGGGCGUGUAUGUCUGUGUGUGUCUUGAGCGAGAGAGCGAGAGUGAGUGAGUGUGAGUGCGGGGUAGGGUGGUGGCCGUUACGUUCGGGGCAACGGCUACGGCAGUGGAGAAGUAAGAAGAGAAACAACGUCUGGUGCUUCCGCCUUCGCUUAAGAGGAGGAGGAGCUAGUAGGGAAAGGAAAGUGAGUCGCCCUGGGCCUGGGCUAGACCGAGUUGAGCCGGUGGAGGUCUGGGGUAUGAGCCAUUGAGGGUCGCUUGGGACGCGGAGCGAGACACAAGACCCGAGCGCUAUGUCUCAGCCGCCGCCGCCGCCUCCGCUGCCGCCGCCACCUCCUCCGCCUGAGGCUCCGCAGACUCCAUCGUCUCUGACGGCAGCGGCGGCUGCUGCUCCAGGGGUGCUCUCCAAGCGGAGAGACCGGAGAAUCCUCUCUGGGAGCUGCCCAGAUCCGAAGUGCCAGGCGCGUCUGUUCUUCCCGGCCUCUGGUUCCGUCAGCAUCGAGUGUACCGAGUGCGGACAGCGGCACGAGCAACAACAGCUGCUGGGGGUGGAGGAGGUGACCGACCCGGACGUAGUGCUACACAAUCUGCUGCGGAACGCGCUGUUGGGGGUUACAGGAGCACCCAAGAAGACCACGGAACUGGUAAAGGUGAUGGGCCUUUCCAACUACCACUGCAAAUUGUUGUCGCCCAUAUUAGCUCGCUAUGGAAUGGACAAACAGACGGGCCGGGCUAAGCUUCUUCGGGACAUGAACCAGGGCGAAGUGUUCGAUUGCGCGUUACUGGGUGACCGCGCCUUCCUCAUCGAACCAGAGCAUGUUAACACCGUGGGCUAUGGCAAGGACCGCUCCGGAAGCCUCCUAUAUUUGCAUGACACUCUUGAGGACAUCAAGCGGGCCAAUAAAAGUCAGGAAUGCCUCAUUCCAGUGCAUGUGGAUGGGGAUGGACAUUGCCUGGUGCAUGCUGUGUCCCGGGCUCUAGUAGGCCGGGAGCUCUUCUGGCAUGCCUUGAGAGAGAAUCUGAAACAGCACUUUCAGCAGCACCUGGCCAGAUAUCAAGCCCUGUUCCAUGACUUCAUUGAUGCUGCUGAAUGGGAAGACAUUAUCAAUGAGUGUGACCCUAUGUUUGUACCACCGGAGGGUGUUCCCUUGGGUCUGAGGAACAUCCACAUAUUUGGCCUUGCCAAUGUGUUACAUCGCCCUAUUAUUCUGUUAGAUUCUCUCAGUGGCAUGAGAAGCUCCGGUGAUUAUUCAGCUACCUUUCUGCCUGGGCUCAUCCCUGCAGAGAAGUGCACUGGGAAGGAUGGUCAUUUGAACAAACCAAUCUGUAUUGCAUGGAGUAGCUCUGGUAGAAACCAUUAUAUCCCCUUGGUAGGCAUAAAGGGGGCUGCUUUGCCCAAACUGCCUAUGAAUUUGCUUCCUAAAGCAUGGGGUGUGCCUCAGGACCUUAUUAAAAAGUACAUCAAACUUGAGGAGGAUGGUGGUUGUGUUAUUGGAGGAGACAGAAGUCUGCAGGAUAAGUACUUGCUUAGGCUUGUUGCUGCUAUGGAAGAAGUCUUUAUGGACAAACACGGUAUCCACCCUAGUUUGGUUGCUGAUGUCCAUCAGUAUUUCUACAGGAGGACUGGGGUGAUAGGAGUUCAGCCUGAAGAAGUGACAGCAGCUGCUAAAAAAGCAGUUAUGGAUAAUCGUCUUCACAAAUGUUUGCUCUGUGGUGCCCUUUCUGAACUUCACGUUCCUCCAGAGUGGUUGGCUCCAGGAGGGAAACUGUAUAACCUGGCAAAAAGUACUCAUGGACAGCUGAGACCUGACAAAAAUUAUAGCUUUCCCUUGAACAAUUUGGUUUGCUCAUAUGAUUCAGUGAAAGAUGUUCUGGUACCAGACUAUGGAUUGAGUAACCUAACAGCUUGUAAUUGGUGCCAUGGCACGUCUGUGCGACGGGUCAGAGGAGAUGGGUCUAUUGUAUAUUUGGAUGGGGACAGAACUAAUUCUAGGUCCACUGGUGGCAAAUGUGGUUGUGGAUUCAAACAUUUUUGGGAUGGUAAGGAGUAUGACAAUCUACCAGAAGCUUUUCCUAUUACUUUGGAAUGGGGUGGCAGAGUGGUCAGAGAAACAGUUUAUUGGUUCCAAUAUGAAAGUGAUUCAUCUUUGAAUAGUAAUGUUUACGAUGUUGCAAUGAAACUUGUUACCAAGCACUUUCCUGGUGAAUUUGGGAGUGAAAUUCUGGUUCAGAAAGUUGUCCACACUAUAUUGCAUCAGACUGCCAAAAAGAAUCCUGAUGAUUAUACUCCUGUAAACAUAGAUGGUGCUCAUGCACAAAGAGUUGGAGAUGUACAAGGACAAGAGUCAGAGUCUCAGCUCCCAACUAAAAUUAUUCUCACUGGACAGAAAACAAAAACCUUGCACAAGGAAGAGUUAAACAUGAGUAAAACUGAAAGAAUUAUUCAACAGAAUAUUACAGAACAAGCUUCUGUAAUGCAGAAACGGAAAACAGAGAAGUUAAAACAAGAACAAAAAGGCCAGCCCAGGACUGUUUCUCCCAGUGCCAUUCGUGAUGGUCCAUCUUCUGCACCUGCUACCCCGACCAAGUCUCUUUACUCACCAACAACUUCUAAAGAGAAGAAGAUCCGAAUAACAACUAAUGAUGGACGACAGUCCAUGGUUACACUUAAGUCUUCAACAACAUUUUUUGAACUUCAGGAAAGCAUAGCCAGAGAAUUCAACAUUCCUCCAUAUUUACAGUGUAUUCGAUAUGGCUUUCCACCUAAAGAAUUAAUGCCACCCCAGGCAGGAAUGGAAAAGGAGCCAGUGCCUUUACAGCAUGGUGACAGAAUUACAAUAGAGAUUCUAAAAGGUAAAGCAGAAGGUGGUCAGUCUGCUGCAGCACACUCAGCCCAUGCUGUGAAACAAGAAGAGAUUGCUGCUACUGGUAAACUGUCAUCUAAGGAACUUCAGGAGCAAGCUGACAAAGAAAUGUACUCCUUGUGUCUUUUAGCAACAUUAAUGGGAGAAGAUGUAUGGUCUUAUGCAAAGGGGCUCCCUCACAUGUUCCAACAGGGUGGCGUAUUCUACAAUAUUAUGAAGAAAACCAUGGGUAUGGCUGAUGGCAAGCAUUGUACUUUUCCACAUCUGCCUGGCAAAACCUUUGUCUAUAAUGCUUCUGAAGAUAGAUUGGAGUUGUGUGUGGAUGCUGCGGGACAUUUCCCCAUCGGUCCUGAUGUUGAAGACUUAGUUAAAGAGGCUGUAAGUCAGGUUCGAGCAGAGGCUACUACAAGAAGUAGGGAAUCAAGUCCUUCACAUGGACUAUUGAAACUAGGUAGUGGUGGAGUAGUGAAAAAGAAAUCUGAGCAACUUCAUAAUGUAACUGCCUUUCAGGGAAAAGGGCAUUCUCUGGGAACUGCAUCCAGUAACCCACAACUUGAUCCAAGAGCUAGGGAAACUCCAGUUGUAAGGAAGCAUAACACAGGGACAGACUUUAGUAGUAGUUCCAUUAAGACAGAGCCUUCUGUAUUCACAGCUGCUCCUAGUAACAAUGAGCUUAUUCGAAUAGCUCCUGGAGUAGCAACAAUGAGAGACAGCAGGCAGCUUGAUCCUGAUUUGAUUGAGGCCCAGCGAAAAAAAUUGCAGGAAAUGGUUUCUUCUAUUCAGGCUUCAAUGGACAAGCACUUGAGGGAUCAAAGUACAGAGCAGUCACCAUCUGAUCUUCCUCAAAGGAAAGAAGCUAUGAGUUCAUCUGUGAAGUCUGGGGGUCUUCAGACCGGCUUACCUGAAUCUUUUUCUUUAACUGGUGGCACUGAAAAUUUGAAUACAGAAACAACUGAUAGCUGUGUGUCCGAGGCACUGGGAGCAGCAUUUGCCACAAGGUCAAAAGCACAAAAAGGAAAUUCCGAAGAGGAACCUGAAGAGAUGGAUAGUCAAGAUGCUGAGAUGACAAACACAACUGAGCCAAUGGAUCACUCUUGAUUUUAUUAGAGGCUAAUAAAACAGAAUGUUUAUUGUGAAUAUGUAAUAUUUGUUGGCUGGGCCACAUAAUUUGAUUAGUCAUUAAAUAUCUUGUACGUAUAUAAUACAAAGAUUAUAUCUUGUUAUUCAGUGCAUGAUACAAGUGUGUGUUUGGCAAUAGCUUUUAAUAUACUGCUGCCCAGGCUGGCUCUGAAUUCCUAAAAAUUAGUUAUUAGAUCUGCUGAGAUGAGUUUCUUCCAUAUAUGUGGUUCCAUUGGAAGUUCUUUGUAAUUUUAAUUCCAUAAAAGUCUUAAUGUUUCAAACAUAAAAAUUUUCUUGUGAAAUACGUUUGAUUUCUGAAAAGGUCAGGACUGGGAGGGAAUGAGAUUUUGCUACUAUUGAUGUCAUCAAGAUAACCAUACCACUUACUAGAAUGUCAAAGAUUUAUGUAAAGUUGAAGGUUAUCCGAACUAAAUUGUAUCUUAAAAUGCAUAAAAGGAUUUUAUUAAACACUGGGAUCCUGACAUUUCCGUGAAUGUAAACAUUCAUAGAGAUAUGCAUUCUUCAUGAAAAUAUCUUGAGAAUAGAGUGUAAUGAUAAAACAUUUUGCUGCUUUGAGCAAAGGAUGGGGAAAAUAUCUGUUCUAGAAUGAUAAAGUCAGUGUGAUUCAGUAAUGUUGUUGUCUGAGCCAACACAGCCAGUUGUGUGCUCUAUUGUUGAAAAUAUGUUACCAUUAUUUUUUGAAUCCUGGCCUGGUCACGUACCACCAAAUUUUUUUUUUUAUCUUGCAGAAGAGUUGGUUGCAGAGUUUGAUAGAAAAUACAAAAAUAAUGGUAGCAGUAGUUAAUCUCUACUUUUCAGAGUUUGUCAGGUUCACAAUUUAUAAAUAAGAAUUUGUCUUUAUGAAUGAGUUACAUUGUUCUACGAUUUUGAUCAGUGGUAUUUAAGCUUAUAUAUGCUAUGUGUCUUUGAUCCCCUUUGAACCAGUUUUCCUUUUUUUCUUCUGAGUCCAUAAGGUUUUCUUUAUUUGUUGGCUUCACUUGGAUUUGGAUGCAAAUUUUACUGCAUCAUACCCUGAUCAACUGGGCAUUUGCUUAAAUAGUGUAUUCAUCAGAUCUUUAGUGCCAGUUUCCUCAAGAAGCAGUGUUCAAGCUUAUUUCUUAAAGACAGAGAAUGUUUAUCCUGAGACUGGUAUUGCACUAUUUUAUCCUAUUUUGCAAAUUUGUAUUCUGAAAUGUACAUUUCAAUCCAUCUUUUUCCUAUGUUCACUGAAAUUAAGUUGAACUUGAAUGAAUGAAAGACAAAAUAUCUGUUAAUACAAUCUCUUAUCUAGAGCAUUCAAAGCCUGGCUGUCUCUGUUUGCACAUGUAACAGAUGCAGAACUGUGUUCGCAUUCUAAGAAAAUGUACAUCAGAAAGUAUAUUAUCAGGUGUUUAAAAAUCUUAACCUGGUGAUUCAUAAGGUACAUAGACAGUGCUUUAAUUUGUGUUUUCAAAUAAGAGAGGUUUUGGUUUCCUUUCUAUGAAAGUAUCUCUAACUGAAUCCACUUACUAAAUGAACUAGUUCAUUUUUGAAUAGGGAAAGAAUGGAGAAUCUAGACAUUUGCAGGUGAUAUCUGAGCAAGAUAAUAUAUUUGGGUUUUAUUACAUUCUCACAUUUUAAAAUUCCAUUUUACAUUUUGUAUCCAGUCUUCUAAAUUUCAAGUACCCUUAUAUCUAAAUAGCAGGAAAAUGUAGAACUUUAAUACUGUGCACUAGUUUUGCAUAAAGGACUGCAGCUACCCAGCUAACAAAUAUUUCCCAUUUAGUUAGUAUAGGUGACUUAUGUGAUUUAAACUAAAAAUUAUAAAUAUCACUAACCACUAUAGUUAUUUUUGGCUUUUCAGCCACUGAAACAUGUCUCCCCUUUCCCUUUAGUUUACAAGAAAACUUUAACAAGUAAGUGCACUGCUUCCAGGUUCAUGAUAGAAUCACCUUUUCUUUUACAAAUAUCUUCUUCACCUGUGGCUUGGUAUGUUUGGUUAGUAAUUGGCAAAUAUACUGUCAUAUCAUAAAAAAAGACUACCAGAAACAUUUUUGUCCCUAUUAAAUACUUUCAUUUAGUCAAGUUAAAGUGUACCUAUGAACAUUUAGAAGGGCUUCAUCUCUGACAAUACUAUUAAUUUCUCUCACCACAGCAAUGCUAUUUAGAAGCCCUAACAGGGUUAACUUAGGUAUAAAUAUCAUAAUAGUUUUGGUUCUGCUGUGAUAAAGAAUAAAAGGCUUAAUUUUGAGAAUGAUUAAAUUUCUUGAAAUUGUUUUAAAGCUGCUGAAAUUUGGUUGAGGUAAUUAAUGGUUUUUGAUAGGUCAGCCAGGUAUCAUCUUUACAAAUAAUUCUAGAACAGAAUUUAAGUUUACUUAAAUAUUAUUGUUUGUCCUUCCACAUGGUUAUCAUAAUCAAAUGUAGGACUAGAGAAUGAUUAUUUUUUAGUACUACUGUUUGUGAUCACCACAACUUUGAGUUCAAGCUAGAGAUCAUAAAUCAGUUAAACUAUUUUUUAUCCCUAAAUGUAGCAUUAUAAACUAUAGUUCAGUCCUAUAACUAAAUUCUGUUUGCAGUGCUUCACUGAAAGUCAAAGUAAAAUUAUAAUUUUUUUCCUUCAGUAAUCCAUUUUAUAGUUAAUCACUCCAAGUUUGAAUUGAUGACCCAAAGUCCAGGCGGAAUUGAAGAUAGUGUAUGUCUAGAAUACUAGUAAUGAGAAACUGGUUGAAAUGGAAGAAAAACAAGAUAACUGCCAAAUAUAAGCUAAAAUGUAAUGAACUCCAAGGGAAUGGUUACUCAGGAACUAGUUAAAGGGCAAGCAUAAGGUCCAUUUCCCCUUCUUUCACUGUUUCAGGUAUUUUACUGGAAAAUGUUAGGAUAAUGACCUGAGAGACUUAGCAAAUUUCUGUAUAUUUUCUGUUAAUUUUUAGUUUGUUUUUACAAUCAAGCCUACUGCUUGGAAUCUGAAAUGUAUCUGUGAUUCCGAGCCACAGGUCCUAUUGCCAUUAUUUUUGAGUAUCUUCAUUGGAAAUGAGUAGACUUUUGUAUAUGGCCUCUUGUCUCAGGGAAGAUCACUUGGUAGCAACUCAUACUACUCAUGACAGGUUUUUGAGAAUUGUACUGACGUCACAUUAGCUACUAAAUGCAAAGUUUAUAAAAGUAUUUUAUCUAGUUACCUAGUAAUUCUGGCUGCUAGUGGACAUUUCUCUAAAAAUUUAGACCUCACUAAGAACUAAUCUUUAGAUAUAAAAUAAACUUGCAACUUCUGAUUUGUCAAUAUAAUGACUAUCAUAAUAUGUUUAUUUCAGAAUAUCAAUAGUUUCCAUUUUUCAACAUGAAUAUUAAUUGGCCCAUACUUAAAAUAUGGCAGAGCAGACUUUGAGUUUGAUGGUUCUCAAAACAAGGUUUCCAUAUUAAGUUCUUCAUAAAAGCCUUUGCAAAAACAGGUUAAACUCCAUCUUAAUGACCUUUUGUAAUAGUAGUAGUGAAGUAAAUGUUCUGAUUAAACUGGGUAGACAUGUCCUACAUUUGAAGGUUUCAUAUAAUUUAACAAAAUUGUACAAUGUCAAGGCCCUUCACAAUUUACAUAAAAAGUUAAUUUUUCAGUCCUACCCGUUGUGGCUCAGUUGGUUGGAUUAUCAUCUCAUAACCGAUAGGUUUCAGAUUUGAUUCCCUGAUCCAGGCGUGUAUGGGAAGCAACCCAUCGAUGUUUCUCUCUCGCAUUGAUGUUUCUUUCCCUUCCUCUCUCCUCUCUCUAAAAGCAAUGAAAAAAUGUUCUUUGUUGAGGAUUUUAAAAAAGUUAAUUUUUCAAACCAGAACUCUUCACUUGAAAACAUACCAUAGUAGAAUGUUUACUUAAGAAAUAACAAAGGGGAGCUAUAGCACCAGUAUAAGGUUUAUAGUUAAUUGUAAGUUCUGUCAUUCUUAAUAAUUCUUUAAGAUAUUAAGUAUUUCAUACUUAAUAAUACUUAAAUCAUGGGAAUUUUAACAUUUGUUCCAAAAUAGCAGAAAUUGUAAAAAUUGUGAAUUAUUGGAGAAAAUGCCAUUACUUGUAUAUCUGACAUUUAAUUUUUUAAAUUAUGGAGUAUACAUGCUUUUGUAGUAUAAUAAUACAAUGAUAUUCUCUUGUAAAAGAAAGGAAAACGAGUAAAAAAGUUUUAGUUGAUGUUAUCUGCUUGUGAGUAUCAAUUACUUAGUAUUUAAAAUUUUAAGGUAUUGCAUACUUUUCUUUAGAAUGUGCAAGUCCCUUCCUGAGCCUUUAUGCCUGUGGUGGAGCAAUAAAAGACUAAAGAGGUUAUCAAUAUUUUCAGGUUUACUCGACUUUAAGAAUUAGUGCCAAGAGCUGAAGAGUCUACUUUUUGGAGGGAAAUGCUAUUGAGAAUAUGUAAAAAUAAGUAGUAAUAGUGUAAAUAUUUGGAAGACAUAGCAAGUGCUUUAACUGCUCAAUAAAACAGUAUAGAUGUUACAUCAUCCUUAAGGCACUGGCUGUUACCCAUUAUUUUCUGAUUUUGUGAUUACUGUAUAUAUUUCUCUGGAGUAAUAAAUAAUUGGUGAUAGUUUAUUAUAACUGUAUAGUGUUCUACAGCACACCUCACUGUACAGUAUUUGUAGUUUUCUUUUGUAUCAAUAAUAAAACAAAAUAAUACAUACUGAUUUUCCCCUCAACUUUUCCACACUAGCUUUUUAAAAUAAUUUUUUAUUUAGUUUCCUGGAAUUACACCUUAAUAUUAUAAUGUGUGAAAAUAUAGUGCUGUUAUAUGAAGGAAUUCUUAGUGUAAUAA